Pogoniulus pusillus (Red-fronted tinkerbird) is the source of this 1743-nucleotide messenger RNA. RefSeq names its product gastrula zinc finger protein XlCGF26.1-like. The transcript is spliced from 2 exons. Bases 156 to 1652 code for a protein of 498 amino acids. The record is from RefSeq and is a predicted model, not a curated record. Lineage: Eukaryota; Metazoa; Chordata; Aves; Piciformes; Lybiidae.
CCGCUGCCGCUCGCCGCCAGGCUCCGUUCCGGGGCCUCCGCCGCAGGCUCUGAGCUCCGCGGGGCCGCAGGAGCCUGCCGGGGCCGGCGGUCGGCAGCGUCCGGAGCGCGGAGCUCUGCCUCGGCCUCGGCUCUGCCUCCCCUCCGGGUGCCAGCAUGGCCUCACAGAAGGACCCAGACAGGAGCUGGGAGAAGACGCAGCCAGAGAGCAAGAUGGCAAAGUGCAGCCCCGAGAAAGAGGGGGAGACAGAGGUUGGCAGCCAUGAGGAGAAUGAUGACUAUGAUGAUGAUGAGGAGUAUGAGGAGGAUGAUGAUGAGAGUGAAGAUGACCAGGAUGAGGGAGCGCAGGAGGAGGACGGGUACAUGGCAGCCCCUUCUGUGCCACUCAAGCAGCUGAUUCCGUGCCCCGAGUGCGGGCUGAGCUUCCCACCUGGCUUGGAGCCAGCGAGGCACCGCUGCCCCCACCCUCGUACACGACCCUUCAGCUGCGCUGCCUGCGGCGAGAGCUUCAAAACGAGUUCCAGACUCGUUAGCCAUUGCCGGUCCCACAGGGCCACGAAGCCCUUCAGCUGCGCUGACUGCGGCCAGACCUUCACCAAGCACUUCAACCUGACUGUGCACCGCCGAACCCACACCGGUGAGAAGCCCUUCAGCUGCGCUGACUGCGGCCAGGGCUUCACCAAGCUUUGCAACCUGACUGUGCACCGCCGAACCCACACCGGUGAGAAGCCCUUCAGCUGCGCCGACUGCGGCAAGAGUUUCACCCAGAAGUCUGCCCUCGCCCAGCACCACAGUGUCCACAGCACUGAGAAGUGCUACAGCUGCAGGGACUGUGGCAAGAGCUUCAAACACGUCUCGAAGCUCACCAUCCACCGCCGCAUCCAUACCGGAGAGAGGCUGUUCCCCUGUGCCGUCUGCGGCAGGAACUUCACCACGAGCUCCCAAUUCAUCCAGCACCAACUCAUCCACAGCGGUGAGAGGCCCUACAGCUGCCCCGACUGCGGCAAGAGCUUCAGCUGCAGCUCCACCCUGACCUACCACCGCCGUGUCCACACUGGCGAGAAGCCCUUCGCCUGCUCUGACUGCGGCAAGACCUUCACCCGCGGCUCCACCCUCACUGCGCACCGUCGCAUCCACACUGGUGAGAAGCCCUACGCAUGCUCUGACUGCGGCAAGACCUUCUGCUUCAGCUCUGCCCUCGCCCAGCACCGUCGUGUCCACACUGGCGAGAAGCCCUUCUCCUGCUCUGACUGCGGCAAGAGCUUCACCCACAGCUCUGCCCUCACCCAGCACCGUCGCGUUCACACCGGCGAGAAGCCCUACGCCUGCUCUGACUGCGGCAAGACCUUCAGCUUCAGCUCCGCCCUCACCCAGCACUGUCGCGUCCACACCGGCGAGAAGCCCUACGCCUGCUCUGACUGCGGCAAGAGCUUCACCUGGAGCUCUACCCUCGCUGUGCACCAUCGCGUCCACACUGGCGAGAAGCCUUUCACCUGCCCUGACUGCGGCAAGACCUUCGCCCACAGCUCUGCCCUCACCCAGCACCGUCGCGUUCACACCGGUGAGAAGCCUUUCACCUGCCCUGACUGCGGCCAGAGCUUCACCCAGCGAGGCAGCCUCACUUAUCACCACCAUACCCACACUGGUGACUGACCCACGCUGCAGGGGAAGCCCAAAUAGCCCCACCCUGGCUCCGUUUUGUGCUCCCCCACCCUGGGAAGGCCUUUCCAGCAGAUUGAACAAC